CUCAUAGAAUUAGGCGGGUUUGUUUCCCAGUAAAAGGCCUGUGGUCCGAUGCAUUUAGGCAAAAGCAACACUCCCUGGUUACGCCCAGACACUUCUAGAUUUGCACUGGGCAGCCUGCUUUUAGAUCAAACCAGAGCAAAUCCAAUUUCCUAGACGCAUUCAAACGAAAAGAGAGCAGGACAACGCGAGAGCCCUGAUUAACAGUUACCCAAUCGUAAAUUCGACGCACUGCAUAGCAAGAUACAGGAACAGAAACGACAGCUGUCCUGCAACUGCCAAAGGCGAGCUCUCCACCACCACCAUCUCCCACCCCAGCCCCGCUGACUUGCCCUGCGUGUCUUAAAGAAAACAUUUUCUUCUCCCCACAAAAUGACCCUUUCCUGCGGAGCCCCGCUGCCUUCGUGAGCCCAACCAACGCGGGAAGAGAGGGACACCCAGGAGGGAAGCAUCUCGCUUGGAGAACAGCGCUGGCUUGCUUGCUUUCCCCGCCUCUCUUCCACGGCCAGGCCGCGUCUUGGCCCUGCCCAUGGCGAUUCCCAUGGCAACGCCGAGACGCUCUGGGUGAUGCUGGCAUGGCAGCCAAGGAGAAAGAGAAGGCCAAGGAGAAAGAGCAGCGGGAGAGUGUCCUUAUAACGGUGCCUGCUGCUCUGUCUGGGCAGGAAGAAGACAUAAUUACUAAAGAUGAAGAAGCAAUGGCUUGGAAAUUUCUUUCUCUUGAUGAAAUUACAAUUCUGUUGGAAAAAGAUAUACUAGGAGUUCAAAGGCUAUACAGUAAGACUCCUGUAUUUGUGGGAUCAGUAUGUGUGGUUUCAGUUAUCCAUGGUCUGAAACAUAUGGAUUAUUACGUCUCAGGAUUCUGUUGGGCCAAAGCAUUAGAAUUCACACCUGUGCAACUUGGAGGAUUCCUGACUCUGUUAAAUUUGCUGUUGGAGAACCUUGAAACCCAGCAUAUGCCACUGGAAGACAACAUCCAAGAACUGGGACGUACAAUGGCUGGAAUAGGACAAUGUAAUUCAGAAAAAAGUGGUGGGUUUGAGUUCUUCACUGUAGACCAAGCCAAGGCCAUAAUCAAUUAUUUGAAGAUCAGCAUAUUUCAACAUUAUACCCUAUAUGAGUACCUUUUCCACAGUCCUAGAGAAGAACUUGUGAUUGGAGAUGAGAAUGUUGUAGAACUUGUCAAGCCUGCAGAUCUCCCUUUCCCUGCACCCUUGGAAGAGGGUCUGCCUUACGAUAUUUACUCUAGAUUUAUUGCAUUGGUUCCAGGGAAAGAGGAUGCAGCCAAGGAAAUAGAUGGAGGUAUUCAUCCAGAAGAGGAGGUGGAAGCCGAACCUGUGAAAGAUCCUUUGGUGGGUUACACCAUCGAUGAUGUUCAAUCAGUGCUAGGUGAAAUCACCAGUGAAAUGAUCAGCAACAUUCAGUCUGAGAUAAAUGAAAAGCUACAAAUGCAGGAAGAGACCUAUUCUGCAAGAAUAGAGAAGCUGAAGAAGGUCUGAAAAAAAACAUGUGCAAGCAGAAUGAUGAUGGUGCUGUAUGCAGAUUAUUUAUGUGCAUUUUAUUUAUCAGAUUCAACAUAACUGAGCUGAUGUCUCAUCAUGAGAUAAAAAGCGUUGUUCUGAAGUCCCUAAUAUGGCAUCUUUCUAUUUAGUUGUCAUGUACAUACAUAUAUUAUAAGCAUUAUAUCAAAACAAGAUAGUGAAGAAAAAGCAUUAAAACUUAAUUUUCCAUUAAAACAAUCGCUUGGUUUUGUUUCCUUGUUAAAUAUAAGCAUUGUUAGAUUUUUGAUACCACCCCCCCCCAACUAUUGUGUUGGCGAAAGACAAGCAGAGUAUGUGUGGAUAUAAAGAUUCUAACUUGUUAGCAGCAAUAAACUUUAUUCUGCUGCAUUGCUUCUGAAACUUAAUCAUCUCAGCUUCAGACAGCAACCUUGCAGAAUCUUACAACCACUUUUUUUUUAAUCUUUGGGCAGGGGUCAUAAACUAACACCUCCUUAGUUGUGAUCUCCUUUUCUUGUGAUUUAGGAGCUUCUCUUCUGUUCUUUUUCAUCUAUUUGCUCAGAGAUAUCCAGACAUGUCAUGCCUAAGGCAGUCUUCAGCUUGCACCUCUGGAGUG
Pogona vitticeps (central bearded dragon) is the source of this 2109-nucleotide messenger RNA. Lineage: Eukaryota; Metazoa; Chordata; Lepidosauria; Squamata; Agamidae. The record is from RefSeq and is a predicted model, not a curated record.